CUCUCGCACUUUCAAGCCACACCAUCUCAAGAUGCCUUCAUUAUCCUCUCGCAUGCGAAAGCUGCAUCAGACGCUACUGAGCAUUCGCCUCGGUCCCGGCGCUCUCAUCCUCCCGAAAGAAGUCAAGCGGAUACACAUGAGAUUUCCUGCUCGAAUGGAAGGAGGUCACAUGGGCCCGAGGAAAUUCUGGCGUUCCGAGCUGGUGCGACUGAAAUACCACAACCCAGCGGUCGCCAUGACCGUAGACCGAUCAGGCAUGACCCCCGACGACGAAUCUACCAUGAGCAUCCACUUCGCCCCUGCCGACGCCAUCCAGACCUCCUCCUCUGCCACCUCGGGCCCCUCGCCCACCGAAAGCACGACGACGACCUCGCAAACUUCAGAUCACACGCCGGCGGACAGAGUGGAGACGAUCGGGAUGAAAUUCCGCUCGAAUAGCGAUAUUCUGCAGGACUUGAUGAGGAUUACAAACGCGUAUCCUGUGGAAGCUACGCCGGAAGAUCAGGAGCAGCUGGCGGCGUUGGAGGAGCAGAAGGUGCGUGGUGAUCGGGAUCGGGUGGUGAGCUCGGCGCACAAAGCGCGGGUGAAGAGAGAGCAGCAGUUGCUGGAGCAGGCCAAAGGUGGGCUAGGUGCGUGAGGCGGCGUGAGCAUCAAGAGACGAGGGUCAGGGGUUUUGAGCGUGCAUCUUCGUAAGAGCGAGGCGUUUGGUGGGAACCGGAGGGAAGGGGAAAGUUGCAAAACUGCUACAGGCAUUGUACAUUUGUAUCGGGAUUGUAUGACGCCAUGAUAGAACGGCGACAAUAUCUAGAAAGACUCUUCAAUCAUCAACACUCAAGCA
Molecule: messenger RNA, 838 nt
Organism: Neohortaea acidophila
Lineage: Eukaryota; Fungi; Ascomycota; Dothideomycetes; Mycosphaerellales; Teratosphaeriaceae
Exons: 2
Coding region: 32-637 (201 amino acids)
Cellular component (GO): mitochondrion
Molecular function (GO): structural constituent of ribosome
Source: RefSeq, a predicted model, not a curated record